AGGGACCUCCCCUGUUCCGCUUCCGCUCCAGCACACGGACGAGCCGCCGUCUCGCAGCCCUCCUCGUGUGCGCAGCCUCUGCCUCCGUCCAUCGCCCCCCUUCGCGGCAUGGUGAUGUGACGCCGAAUCAGGAAAGUUAGGAUAGAUUCUUCAGCUAAUCACCGGAUAGAUCAGCCUCCUCGUUUCUCCAUGCUGUUCUUGUCCUCGUUGGGGAAUGGAGAUGAUCACGAAUGUGUCCGAGUACGAGAGGCUCGCCAAGGAGAAGCUGCCCAAGAUGGUGUACGACUACUACGCCUCCGGCGCAGAGGAUCAGUGGACGCUCAACGAGAACAGGGAGGCCUUCUCCAGGAUCCUAUUCCGACCGCGCGUACUGAUCGAUGUGUCCCAUAUCAACAUGGCAACAAGCAUCUUGGGCUUUGAUGUCUCCAUGCCGAUCAUGAUCGCUCCCACAGCCAUGCAGAAAAUGGCUCACCCUGAAGGAGAGCUUGCUACUGCAAGAGCAGCAGCAUCUGCAGGGACCAUAAUGACAUUGUCUUCAUGGGCUACUUCUAGUGUGGAAAGGGUUAACUCAGUAGGACCCGGGAUACGUUUCUUCCAGCUUUAUGUUUACAAGGACAGGAAUAUAGUUCGGCAACUCGUGAAAAGGGCUGAAAUGGCUGGGUUCAAGGCGAUCGCCCUCACCGUCGACACUCCGAGGCUCGGCCGCAGGGAAGCUGAUAUCAAGAACAGGUUCAUCUUGCCUCCACAUCUGGUGCUGGAGAAUUUCGCGGCGCUGGACCUCGGCAAGAUGGACAAGACAGAUGAUUCUGGGCUGGCUUCCUAUGUUGCUAGCCAAGUCGACCAAUCUCUUUGCUGGGAGGACGUGAAGUGGCUGCAGACCAUUACCUCGUUGCCGAUCUUGGUGAAAGGUGUCAUGACUGCAGAAGACACUAGGAUUGCCAUCGAGUACGGCGCGGCCGGCAUCAUCGUGUCCAACCAUGGCGCUCGGCAGCUGGACUACGUCCCUGCAACCAUCAGCUGCCUGGAAGAGGUGGUCAGGGAGGCGAAGGGGCGGCUGCCGGUGUUCCUCGACGGCGGCGUCCGGCGCGGCACCGACGUGUUCAAGGCGCUGGCGCUCGGAGCCGCGGGAGUUUUCAUCGGGAGGCCGGUGCUGUACUCGCUGGCGGUGGACGGUGAGGCGGGGGUGCGGAAGGUGCUGCAGAUGCUGCGGGACGAGCUGGAGCUGGCCAUGGCGCUCAGCGGGUGCGCGUCGCUGCGGGACAUCACACGCGCCCACGUCGUCACCGACGGCGACAGGAUCCGCCGCGCACGCCUCUAGAUAGGGACUAGGAGGCGCCGCAUACUGCUAGUAGUACUAUUUGUGCGCGCGCGCUGGUCGAUUUGAGAUGCCGCUCGUUCUUGUUCCUCCAAUUUGAUCGAUCGAUGUAUCUGGCAAUAAUUCGUACUCGUAGAAAUAAAGAUUGGAGAAGGGUGCAUGCA
Hordeum vulgare subsp. vulgare (domesticated barley) is the source of this 1479-nucleotide messenger RNA. Its product is annotated as peroxisomal (S)-2-hydroxy-acid oxidase GLO3. Gene Ontology annotation, molecular function: oxidoreductase activity; FMN binding. Lineage: Eukaryota; Viridiplantae; Streptophyta; Magnoliopsida; Poales; Poaceae. The record is from RefSeq and is a predicted model, not a curated record. The coding region runs from base 215 to 1318 and encodes 367 amino acids. The transcript is spliced from 13 exons. Gene Ontology annotation, cellular component: peroxisome.